UGCGCAUGUGCAGAAUUCCUGGCUCAAGAAAAGCAGUGGCGGCGAAGAAGGCCUCAAGAUGUCGUACCGAGAUCUUCGAAACUUUACAGAGAUGAUGCGGGCCUUAGGGUACCCCAGGCUCAUCUCUAUGGAGAACUUCCGCACUCCCAACUUUCCACUGGUGGCAGAGGUGUUGAUUUGGCUUGUCAAAAGGUAUGAGCCCAAUGCUGACCUUCCCAUGGAUGUGGACACAGAACAGGACAGAGUCAUCUUUAUCAAGUCUGUUGCACAGUUUAUGGCUACCAAGGCACACAUUAAGCUGAACACUAAGAAGCUGUACCAGGCUGACGGCUAUGCUGUGAAGGAACUGCUGAAGGUGACCGCAAUGCUGUACAAUGCCAUGAAGACCAACACUGGACAGCAGGAGGAGGAGCAGGAGGAGGAGACUACAGCAAUGUCCUUUGACAUCAGCUCAAGGAUAGCAGAUCUGAAGGCCUCUCGACAGCUGGCAUCAGAAAUCACAACAAAAGGAGCAUCGCUGUAUGAUCUCCUGGGGAGAGAAGUGGAGCUCAGGGAGCAAAGAUCAGUGGCCAUCAACAAACCUCUGGAGAUCAAUGAGAUUGAGAAGCACCUGAAGGUGAGCAUCCGCGCCGUGGAACAGGAGAUCAAGAAGACGGAACACAUGCUGAACAACGUGGCGUCAGACGAGGCAAACCUCGACGCCAAGAUCUCCAAGAAGAAACUUGAACUGGAGAGGAACAGGAAAAGACUACAGACCUUACAGUCUGUCAGGCCAGCGUUUAUGGAUGAGUAUGAAAGACUGGAAGAAGACUUACAGAAACAAUAUGAGUCGUACCUGCAGAAGUUCCGGAACCUUGGUUACCUGGAGCAGCAGCUGGAGGAACACAACCGUGCGGAGCAGGACAAGUUUGAGGAGACAGAAAACUCCCUGAAGAGGAUGCAGACCCUGCUGAAGACAGAGACAGACAAGAUCAACCUGAACGAUGAUGAGUUUGAGGAUGUGAUGGUGGAUGAGGAGGAGGAUGAUGAUGAGGAUGACAGUGAGGAUGAUGAGAUCAUGACAGCAGGGCAGAUGAAGAGAGGACAGAAGGCUGAUCCACAACAACAACUCCAACAGCAGCAGCGAGUGUUUGGCAGCAUGACAGGACCAGACAGUGAUGAUGAUGACAGCGAGACGCUGUCCUCAGGUGACAGCGAGAUCGACGUUGAUGAUGAUGAUGAUGAUCAGAGCGGAGACAGCGAGGAGUUAGAGAUCUCAGCCAAUCCCAGGCGAAAUCGCAACAACCUGAACGGCAGCGACGAUGACUUCUAAUCCUGUUAAUGUACUAUAGUCUUGUUCAUAGGACUAUUAUCUUUCCUGUCCAUUCCCCAAGUCAUGCUGAUGUCUCAGUAAGACCCACAUACCAUUGAAGUUAUCUGUUAUAAAUGACAAAUAGAGGCUAUGUUGUUUUAUACACUAAUCGUUGUCUUUGUGUGCACCCUGCUGAUUCAAGCAUCCUUUUCUGUGCUUCAGACAAAUUGUUUAUUUCAGAAAUACAAAUUCAACUUCACCAAACAUUAUGUACAAGUCAUGUACAAAAAUGUAUAAACAUUCAAGGUCAACUUAUGUUACGGUAGAUUUACAGAUGGAUGUUAAAAAUGCCUCAAAGCUGCAACUAUACCUUACUUUUUUGUUAUGUUUUAGACUUAGCUUGUGUGUACAGAGUUAUUGAAUAUAAUGAACUCAGUCAGCCUUCUACAUAUUCACUGUAUAGAUAGGGUGUAAAAAUUAAAACCUUCAAAGUUGCAUAGACCAUCUAAACUCCAACAAUUCCUAGAAUAUGUGAAUAUUUGGAAGAGCAAAUUUGGCAUGAAUUAUUUGUAAAUAAAGGCACAGUAGAAGCUUU
This is a messenger RNA of Branchiostoma belcheri (Belcher's lancelet), 1886 nucleotides long. Its product is annotated as clusterin-associated protein 1-like. Gene Ontology annotation, cellular component: cilium; centrosome; intraciliary transport particle B. NCBI's taxonomy places the organism in Eukaryota, Metazoa, Chordata, Leptocardii, Amphioxiformes, Branchiostomatidae. Gene Ontology annotation, biological process: cilium assembly. The record is from RefSeq and is a predicted model, not a curated record.